AUGGCCAAAAAAUAUACUCGAUCUAAUUGUGAAUAUUCACUUCCAAAAACUAGGGAAUCGAUCAUUCGGGCUUUCGAUUCUAUUUCCAUAGAGCAAAUUCGUUCUUUCGCUAGACUUUCGUAUAG
Scutellospora calospora is the source of this 125-nucleotide messenger RNA. The record is from the annotation of a GenBank genome assembly. NCBI's taxonomy places the organism in Eukaryota, Fungi, Glomeromycota, Glomeromycetes, Diversisporales, Gigasporaceae.